GUCUUCAUAUGGGAGGGCGCGGGCCGCGUGCUGGUCAACCGGCAGCCGUUUGACCGCUACUUCCCGGACGUGCUGCAGCGCGCGGCGCUGCUGAAGCCGCUGAUGAUGACGGGCGCGCUGGGGCGCUUCAACGUAGCCAUCAAGGCGGGUCCACCGGGUGGCAGAGGGCCGGACGGGGCGGGGCGCGCCGUCCUGGGGGCGUCGACCGCAUGCAGGGCGCCGCGGCGAGCCUCCGCGGACCGGGCCCCCGUGGAUGCGCUGUGUGCAGUCCACCAGGUUGACGGCGGCGGCCGCUCGGGGCAGGCGCAGGCGUCGGCGCACGGCAUUGCGCGCGCGCUGCAGAAUUUUGACCCCGCGGCCUACCGCGCGCAGCUGAAGCGCGCGGGCGCGCUGAAGCGCGACAGGCGCAUGGUGGAGCGCAAGAAGCCCGGCCGCCCCAAGGCGCGCAAGGCGUUCGCGUGGGUCAAGCGCUGA
Messenger RNA from Monoraphidium neglectum, 474 nucleotides. RefSeq lists its product as hypothetical. Lineage: Eukaryota; Viridiplantae; Chlorophyta; Chlorophyceae; Sphaeropleales; Selenastraceae. The annotation marks the transcript as partial. The transcript has 2 exons. Gene Ontology annotation, biological process: translation. The record is from RefSeq and is a predicted model, not a curated record. Gene Ontology annotation, cellular component: cytosolic small ribosomal subunit; ribosome. Gene Ontology annotation, molecular function: RNA binding; structural constituent of ribosome.